Messenger RNA from Phaeodactylum tricornutum CCAP 1055/1, 1293 nucleotides. RefSeq lists its product with no specific name. Gene Ontology annotation, cellular component: cytoplasm. The record is from RefSeq and is a predicted model, not a curated record. NCBI's taxonomy places the organism in Eukaryota, Bacillariophyta, Bacillariophyceae, Surirellales, Neidiaceae. Gene Ontology annotation, molecular function: oxidoreductase activity. Bases 1 to 1293 code for a protein of 430 amino acids. The transcript is spliced from 2 exons.
AUGACUAUAUCGCGAGGACCAAACUUUUGUGUCGCGUUAACAACUGUACGCCAACGAGCGGUCGUCCAAACCCGAGCUCGGACAAAAACCAAAAUGGCCCUAGACAGUGCCUUGUCGACGCCACAAAGAGUAGCAGUUAUCGGGGGUGGGCUCGCCGGCCUUUCGACCACUUACCACUUACUGGAAAAAAUGCCAAGCGGUCGUCAUCUCUCGGUAGAAGUCUUCGACAAGGGGUUAGUUGGAACUGCGGGAGCCUCAGCUGUUGCCGGAGGACUUUUGCAUCCUCUCUCGCCUCGCGGAAAAUUGGUGCACUUGGGUAUGGAAGGACUCCAAGCAACAAAUUACCUUUUGGACAAGGCGCAGAGAUCUUCGGCGGACGUUGGGUGCACCCCCGAAUCGGUCGUUUUGCGCAAUGAACUGUAUCGAGUGGCCAUGACUCCAAACAAUGUCAAACAAUUGCAAACUACGGCCCAAACUUUACCAGAAUUGUGUGAGUGGGUGGAUUCUGGUACUGAUCUGUCCGGCCUCUUCUCCGAAGGUGACAACAGCGUACUCGGUGCAUUGCGUAUGUAUAAUGGCUGCAAGGUAAUCCACCCUCCGUCCUAUUUGUCUUCCCUUUGGGCAGCUUGCGAGAGUCUAGCUGACGAAAAGGAGUUAUCGGUGUCGUGGAAUAUAAUACAUGGUGAUGAUGGAUUCACGGAAAGCACCUUGUCAGCGUGGAAAAAUCGCUUGAAGGACUUUGACGCGGUCGUGGUUUCGGCUGGUUCUGGUAUGUUUGGAACCUUUUUGCCACUUGCAUCGCUCCCGAUACAGCUUGUACGGGGACAAUCGCUGGAAAUGCGUAUACCGAGCGACGCACAAUGGUCGAAAAACGCGCUGUUGUGUGGUAAAUACGUGUCACCACUAGCAGACAAGGAUACUGUUUUGGUCGGUGCCACACAUGAAUUCCAGGAAAAUGCACUUAAUGUGAAAGGCGUGCUUGCUGAAUUGAAAAUUCGGACGGAAGGAAUGGUUCCAAAACUGUGGGAGCAAGGUGUAAUUCAACGAAUGACGGUCGGCUACCGAGUGCAGAGCGAACGCGGCAGGCAUGGUAGGCUUCCGAUUGUUGGGCGAAUUCCGAUGCCUUUCGCGGAAGCUUUACAUCGCAAUGCUUGGGUAUUCUCCGGUCUGAGUAGCCGCGGCUUGCUUUACCACGGGAUUUUUGGGGAGGCUCUCGCUGGGGCGGUGCUACAAGGGAACGAAAGUCUUAUACAUGUAAGCUAUCCAGAACUGGCUUGGUGGCAGAAGUCAUGA